Molecule: messenger RNA, 1922 nt
Organism: Symbiodinium sp. CCMP2456
Lineage: Eukaryota; Dinophyceae; Suessiales; Symbiodiniaceae
Source: the annotation of a GenBank genome assembly
AUGGAGGAAGAGAUCAAGGACAUGAAUGCGAUCCCGAAUCCAGCGAACUUCACGCUGAACGGAAACAUGCCAAACGCCUCCCAGGGUGUUGGUGAGCUCGGGAAGAGCUUCGAGUUCAUGAUGCUGAAGCUGGCCCAGCUUGAGACGCUGUGCGAGUUGCAGCAGGUUGAGAUCGAGUCAUUGAGGAAGACGGUGAAAGGUCUUGCCGAACAUGUGGACCACCCGGACAGCGUGGCGUCUUUGGUGCAGAAAGACGAGAAAACCAGAAUGCAAGAGACCCAGCAAACCCUGAAGAGGGUGCUCGCCAAGCACGCUCAGCAGCAUAAGAACAAGGACUUCCAUCCGAAGACUUCUCGGCAAAACCACCCGGCCGACGCCAAGCCAGAUUCGCCGAAACGCGCCGGCGAAGCCGGGGCGAGUGACCGAGCCGAGCUGCUGGCAGAAGGAGCCCAGCAUUCGGGGAGCAAAGGCUCGCAGAGGGAGGCGACGAGUCAGGCGGAGGCUAUGCUUCUGCAGCGCGGGAAGACGACGAAAGCUGAUACAGCAUCCUUGGACAGUGCAGUGUCCGCCAAAGGCAUCCCAAUCGUUGACGACGUAAGAGACUUCGCAGAGGACCGCGUUGAGGAUGUCAAAAGCGUCGCUAAGAGCACAGCGGAUGCCUACGCUGCAGCCACUGACAAGGUGGCCUUCGUUGCCAAUACGGUGAUUGACACGGUGGAGAUGGCCGUGGAGAUCCUUCUGAAAGGCUUCACCGAUUGGGGCGCCGACUGCGACAUCACCGGACCCAGCAUUAGGGAUUACGUCGACGUAUGUGAGGUUACCGGCCGCCGAAAGGUAUUCGGUCCGUUUUACAAGGACAUAGUGGAGUGUAAAAAAAAGAGUGUCCUGAUGGCGCUCAACUGGGGUCGGCAGAACUGUCGGAUCCGCCUCAUGGGGCAACAGAUUACGCUGUUCGAUUUCAACUUUGGCUCCCUUGAAAUGACCUGGCCGGCUCCAAUUCAAACAGCUAUCGACAUCGGCACAGGACUGGGCAACUGUGACGGCAACGUCUUCAAGUGCAUGGGCGACAAGAUUGUGAACGACAUCACGUGGCCCGACCCAAUGCAGAAAGUUGUCGAUGGCAAAGUCCUUGACCUUUUGCCUGAUAAACUGAAUAAGAUUGCUGAUGGCAAGAUUCAGGAUCUGCUGCCCUCGCAGAUGAAGAUACUGUACCACAUUGGAUGGGAGCUAAAGGACACCUGCAAGGGAACACCCAACCACAAAUACGUGACGGCGUGCCUUGCCAGAUCACUUACGAAGGUAGGGGGACUGUUGAAAUUCCUGCCCGACCCGGUGCAGAAAGUUGCCAAUGGCAAAGUCCUUGACCUUUUGCCUGAUAAACUGAAGAAGGUUGCUGAUGGCAAGGUCCAAGAUCUACUGCCCUCGCAGAUGAAGAUACUUUAUCACAUCGGAUGGGAGCUAAAGGACACCUGCAAGGGAACACCCAACCACAAAUACGUGACGGCGUGCCUUGCCAGAUCACUUACGAAGGUAGGGGGACUGUUGAAAUUCCUGCCCGACCCGGUGCAGAAGGUCGCGAAUGGAAAAGUUUUUGACCUUUUGCCCGAUCAGCUCAGAAUUCUCUUCCACCUGGGCUGGGAAUUGUGGCACAGCUGCAAGGGAAAUCACAACCACGUUGAGGUGACAAAGUGCCUUGCCAGAUCGCUUGCAAAGUUCAGCCCUCCAUUGGAUUUCCUGCCCGACCCGUUGAAAAAAAUUGCCAGUGGUGACAUCAUGGGUCUCUUACCCGGACAGCUGAAUAAGAUUGCCGAUGGCAACAUCAUGGGUCUCUUACCCGGACAGCUGAAUAAGAUUGCCGAUGGCAACAUCAUGGGUCUCUUGCCGGGACAGCUGAACAAGAUUGCCGACGGCAACAUCAUGGG